Molecule: messenger RNA, 2469 nt
Organism: Penicillium canariense
Lineage: Eukaryota; Fungi; Ascomycota; Eurotiomycetes; Eurotiales; Aspergillaceae
Product: choline/carnitine O-acyltransferase
Exons: 4
Coding region: 1-2469 (822 amino acids)
Biological process (GO): carnitine metabolic process
Cellular component (GO): mitochondrion
Molecular function (GO): carnitine O-acetyltransferase activity
Source: RefSeq, a predicted model, not a curated record
AUGUCCUACUCAUCAACGGCAGUCCGUUUCUUCACCGCACCAAAGCCUCUUGGGAAUGCCAUGGAUCCCGACCCAGCCAAUAAAACGGGGGCAGAGUCCCAGGGACGUAAGGUCGUGAUACCAAAUGUAUCGGCCGAGAAGCCGUCCUCGGAGUCUGUGGAGAUUUAUUCGCCCAAGAAACAGGGUCUCACGUUCGCCAACCAAGACUCACUCCCAAAAUUGCCCAUCCCUGAUCUCGAGGAUACUUGUCGGAGACAUCUGGAUGCUCUCUCGGCCUUGCAGACCAUACGGGAACACGAGGAGACCAAGGCAGCGGUGAAGGACUUCUUGAAGUCCGAUGGACCGAUACUCCAAGAAAAGUUGAAGACCUAUGCCUCCUCGAAAACAAGUUACAUCGAGCAGUUCUGGUAUGAUUCUUACCUGAAUUUUGACAAUCCUGUUGUUCUCAACCUCAACCCAUUCUUCCUGUUGGAAGAUGAUCCGACCCCGGCUCGCAACCACCAAGUGACCCGCGCUGCUUCUUUGGUCGUAUCUGCUUUGUCUUUUGUUCGCGCGGUUCGCAGAGAAGAGCUGCCACCCGACACUGUGCGCGGCACGCCCCUGUGCAUGUAUCAAUAUUCUCGCUUGUUUGGAACCGCUCGGCUACCAACUGACAAUGGCUGCGUCAUCAGCCAAGACCCCUCGGCCAAGCAUAUGGUUGUUUUGUGCCGAGGUCAAUUCUAUUGGUUUGAUGUGUUGGACGAUAACAGCGACUUGAUCAUGACCGAGAAAGACAUCUCACUCAACUUACAUGUCAUCAUUGACGACGCGGCGCAGACCCCAAUUCAAGAAGCAGCCAAGGGAGCUGUGGGUGUCCUUAGCACGGAGAACCGAAAGGUUUGGUCGGGCUUGCGUGAAAUCAUGACCAAGGACGCCUCGUCCAACAACGCCGAGUGCUUGAACAUUGUUGAUACUGCCUUAUUCGUCCUUUGCCUGGAUGACACCGAGCCGUCAAGCACAGCCGAUCUUUGUGCUAACAUGCUCUGCGGUACAAGCGAAGUAAUCAAGGGCGUUCAGGUCGGUACAUGCACCAACCGUUGGUACGACAAGCUCCAGAUCAUCGUUUGCAAGAACGGCAGCGCUGGUAUCAAUUUCGAGCACACCGGCGUGGAUGGUCAUACUGUAUUACGCUUCGCCAGCGAUGUGUACACCGACACCAUUCUUCGGUUUGCCAAGACCAUCAACGGUCAGGCCCCAAGUCUGUGGGCUACUUCUAGCCCCGACCCAGCCAAACGGGAUCCACGCAGCUUUGGAAAUGUUAGCACCACGCCCCGCAGACUGGAGUGGGACAUGACCCCCGAACUGAAUAUCGCCCUGCGAUUCGCUGAGUCUCACCUGUCGGACCUGCUACACCAGCAUGAGUUCCAGGUCCUGGACUUCGAAGGUUACGGGAAGAAUUUUAUUACCUCCAUGGGAUUCUCGCCGGAUGCGUUCGUACAGAUGGCUUUCCAGGCGGCGUACUACGGCUUAUAUGGUCGUGUGGAGAACACCUAUGAGCCAGCCAUGACCAAAUUCUUUUUGCAUGGUCGGACGGAAGCUGUGCGCACCGUGACUCCAGAGGUUGUGGAAUUUGUCAGGACAUUCUGGGGCGAGAACCCAGCUGAGCAGAAAAUCGACGCGCUGCGCACAGCAACCCAAAAACAUACCGCAAUGACGAAGGACUGCUCUAAAGGCCAGGGCCAGGAUCGCCAUCUAUAUGCCAUGUAUUGCCUAUGGCAACGGUCGUUUGACGAAGCGUUGUUCCAGGACGGUAGCUCUGCGGGUAGCUAUUCCGGCCCCAGCGAGGGAGUUGAGUCCCCAAGGCUCUCAGAGACAUCUGACGACGGCUUGUCCUCGCCCGGCAGCGGCAGCAGCCGCGGACUGCGCGCCACUCCUCACACGCCAGCCAUCUUCAGCGACCCUGGCUGGGACAAGAUCAACAACACCGUCCUGUCGACCUCCAACUGCGGAAACCCCUGUCUGCGGCACUUCGGAUUCGGGCCGACCUCCGCCGACGGCUUCGGCAUCGGGUACAUCAUCAAAGACGAGUCGAUCUCGUUCUGCGCCUCGUCUAAGCACCGCCAAACUAAACGCCUGAUGCACGCUCUCGAGUCGUACCUCUUCGAGAUAAGGAAGCUUCUGCGAGCGACCAAUCGCAAGGCGACCAGUCCACGGACAAGCCGUGCGCGUGAGACUGAAAUGCUCUCUGAGCAACUGCAAACAGAUCAGCGACGGGGUCGGGUCGUUCGCGGAGAUAACCGUGGUGCUGACACACCUACGACCAUGACGGAUAGCGGGGAGAUGGACGAUGACGGGAUGGGCGGCUACGGGUUCUUUGAUGCUGGGAUGCUUCUUCAUGCCUUGAAGGGCGUCAAUGCACAGCGCGAGCGUGGUGAGAAACCGGCACGGCGAAGAUUUGUUGGAAAGAAACUUCAUCUCAAUGACUAUUGA